Impatiens glandulifera is the source of this 2102-nucleotide messenger RNA. Its product is annotated as terpene synthase 10-like. Lineage: Eukaryota; Viridiplantae; Streptophyta; Magnoliopsida; Ericales; Balsaminaceae. Gene Ontology annotation, molecular function: magnesium ion binding; terpene synthase activity. The transcript is spliced from 7 exons. Gene Ontology annotation, biological process: diterpenoid biosynthetic process. The record is from RefSeq and is a predicted model, not a curated record. The coding region runs from base 36 to 1913 and encodes 625 amino acids.
UAAGCAAGAAACUCCAUCUUUGUGUUCGGUGCAAAAUGAAGAUCAUAUCUUCACUGGAUUUCUUUUUCUCUCCCAACAAAAUUUACCGCACUAACGAGAAGUCGCGGAUUGGCUGCAAACAACAAUUGCGGAGUAUACCAGCUGGUUUCUUCGUCGGCCACCAACUAUCAUGGCAAACAAAAGUUUCAACGAACCAACAUUGUCGGAACAAGCAGCUGAUCAACUGCAGCAUGAGUACCACCGUGAAAGAACUCAAUGAUGAACAAACCAUAGUUAGACGGUGUGCUAACUAUGGUCCAACCAUUUGGAAAUAUGAAUACAUACAGUCCCUUAAUAGCAACUAUGUGGGAGAAGAAUAUGAGAUGAAGGAAGCAAAGCUGAAAGAAGAGGUGAAAAUAAUGAUACUAGAAAAGAUGGAGACCUCAUUCCAAAAAUUAGAGCUCAUUGAGAAAGUCAAGAGACUAGGAGUGUCUUAUCACUUUGAGAAAGAGAUAGAGAGUUGUUUGGAUGCAAUAUACAAUGAAACAAAUUGGUCAAGUGAAGUUUUUGAUUUAAAUGAAACAUCUUUGAGAUUCAGGCUCUUCAGACAACAUGGUUAUAAUGUUUCUCCAGAUGUUUUUGACAAAUUUAUAGACCAAAAUGGGAAUUUCAAGAAGCACUUGUCUGAAGAUAUUGUGGGGUUAUUGUCCUUGUAUGAGGCCUCGUAUCUUGCUGUAAAGGAAGAGAGUACAUUAGAUGACGCAAGAAAAUUUGCUGCAAAACACUUAAAAGAAAACUCGAAGAUAAUAAAGAAUUCAAAUUUGGCCAUGUUGGUGAAUCACGCACUCGAGGUUCCAUUGCAUUGGGCGAUGAAAAGAUUCGAGGCAAGGUGGUUCAUAGAUGCAUAUAGCAAGCAAGAAGAUGUGAAUAAGACCCUCCUAAAUUUUGCUAAGUUGGAUUUCAACAUGGUGCAAGCUGAACAUCAAGAAGAACUUAAGCAUGCUUCGAGAUGGUGGGAGAACUUAGGAUGGGACAAAAAAGUGCCCUUCCUUAGGGAUAGAUUGCUGGAAUGUUACCUAUGGACCUUGGCCGAUCCCCAAAAUGAAAUGUCGUACUACGGAAGGAUGUGUACAAGGGUCAACCAACUUAUCACAUCCAUUGAUGAUAUUUACGAUGUAUAUGGCACUUUGGAUGAACUCGAUCUCUUUACUAAUGCUGUUCUCAGAUGGGAUGUGAAUCUUGUCGAAACAUUGCCAGACUAUAUGAAGAUAUGUUUUCUUGGCAAUGUUAAUUCUGUCAAUGAAUUGGGUUAUGAGGCUCUUAAGAAUGAAGGAGUUCACGCCCUUCCAUAUCUCAUCAAAGUGUGGAAAGAUUUAUGUGGGUGCUAUAUGAAGGAAGCCACGUGGUUCCAUGAGGGGCAUGUGCCUUCUCUUGAUGAGUACUUGAACCAUGCAUGGAUGUCUGUGGGAAUUCCUUUGGUGAUUAAUCAUGCAUAUUUUCUUUGUGCUUCUACUUUCAAUAAUCCCAUCACUGAAGAGGGCUUGGAAGCAAUUAAAAACUAUCACGAAAUCAUCAAAUGGCCUUCCAUGGUGGUUCGCCUAGUAAAUGAUUUGGCAACUUCAAAGAAAGAAUUGGAACGAGGUGAUGUACUAAAAUCGGUGCAACUUUAUAUGCAUGAAACUGGCGCCUCGGAAGAAGAAGCUCAAGAAUAUAUUAAAGGACUCAUUAGAGAAACUUGGAAGAAGAUAAACACAGCUCGAACUAUGCCUGAUUGCCCUUUUGAGAUGAAGUUUGUGGAUGUAAUAACAAAUAUUGCGAGGAUAGCUCAUUACAUGUAUCAAUAUGAAGAUGCGCACGGGUAUAAUAUUGAUGGGAAAAAUAAGGACCGCGUCACUUUGCUCCUCAUCGAGCCAAUUCCUCUUUCUUUGGAUUGAUGUGAAUUAUCCAAAUCUACUAUAAGAGCAAUGUAAUUUGUGAGGAAUGUGUUGAUUUAUGUUGAUGUAUUCAUUUAAAUGCUCAGUAUUGUGUGGUUAUUUAGUGUGAAGAGGCCAAAUACUACCUCUAAUAAAGUAAUGAAAACCACGUUAUGGAUCAAUCGAAUAGACUCUUAAUAUUGUUGUACU